GUGCAGGCAGAUUUCGAGUGCUUCCGCAUCCACGCCGAGGAGAGGGAGCGUGAGACAGAGGUGGAGCUGAGGAAAAGGUUUGAGGAACGGCUCCAGGCAGCAGAGGAAGAGCUCCAGGAGGCCAAGGCCCAGAUCUGUGCUGCCCAGGAGGAGAGUCUGAGGCUGAGCGAAGAGCUUCAGAAGGCAGAGGAGCAGAUCCAGGAGCUGGAUGCCAAAUGCGAGGAGCUGCACAAAUCCGUUGACGAGGAGAAGAAAACGAGAGAGGAGGAGAGACAAAGAGAGGAUGAAAAGAAAAAGAAAGAGGAGGUGGUGAAGCAAACAGAGGACCGCGAGGACUUGGAGAGGUUGAAGGCGCUCUUGGAGGAGGUGAAGAUGCUGAGGGAGGAGGGUGCUCGAGCUGAGGAGAGCAAGAGGCUUGCGGUGAAGGAGGAACAGGAGCAAUGGGAGCAAAAGAUGAACGAUCUCAACGAGGAGAAGGAGGACAUGAGGAAGAAGAUGGAGGCGGAGUGGAGGGAGGAACGGCGGAGGUGGGAGGAGAGAGAGGAGGAGGAGAAGAAAGGUAUGCACAGUGCUCUGAGAGAACGAGUGAAGAGGGCGGAGGCAGAGGUGGAGGGUCACCUGGAGAGGCUGGCCGAGAGCAAGAGGAGCACGGUGAAACUGCAAGAGCGGAUACAGGACCUCGAGGAGGAGCUAGAGCUGGAUCGAAGGCGCGUGUCCGAGGCAGAGGGCGUGGCUAAGCGGGCGGAGGAGGAGCUCGCGGUGGCCAAGGAGAGGCUGCUGCUGCAGGAGGACGAGCUGCAGAGCCGAGCAGAGGAGCUGCUGAACCGUGGACGCUGCCAGGUGUGUGUGUGCUCUGAGGUGGAGGAGCUGAGGAGCCAGGUGAACCGUCUGCAGAGCAGGAACAGAGAGCUGGAGCUGCAGAGCAGUGGCAGAAACAACGACCACGCCCGGCAGAUACGCCAGCACGCUGAGGCCCUGUCCAGUUUGCGUUCAGAAAUGGUGAGAGCCCAGACAGAGGAGCUGCGUCGCAUCCAAAAGCACGCAGACGACGAGAGGGACAAACUGCAGAAGGAGAUCGACAAAGAAAGAGAGAACCUGCAGAAGGAGAGGGGCCAUGAGAAGGACCAGCUGGAUAAGGAUAGAAACCGAAUGCGCAGGGAGAGGGAGGAGGAGAAGGAAUGGCUGAACAAACAAGUGGAAGAUGCCAAAGAGCGCCUGCGUCAGGAAAAGGAGGAAGAGGUUGACAGGCUGCGCAAAGAACUGGAGGUGGAGAGGGUCCGCGUUCGUUCCCAGCUCGACAAGAGCAUCGAGCAGGUCGAGGCGGAGAAGGCCAAUGUGCAGCAGAAGCUGGAGGACGAGAAGAGGAGGUUGGUGGAGAAGGCGGAGGAGGACAGGAGGAGGCUGAAGGAGCAGGUGCGGAAGGCGAUAGAGGAGGUGAUGAGGAGACACGCAGCUGAACUGCACAGUGUCCAGGAAGCUCUGAGCUCAGAGAAGAAGACGACUCAAGAGGUGUGUGCACGUUUGGAAGAGGAGAGGAGGCGCGCUGAGGAGCUACACAGCGGACUGGAGAAGGAACGAGAGGAGCUGAGGACAAAACUGAAAGAUUCUACAGAUGAGAUCUGUCGGCUGGAGGCAGUGAUCCAAAAGCAAGAAAAGAAGGAAAAUGUGGCGCCCGAAGCCGCACCCUCAUGUGGACCACAGUGCUCCUGUGAAGAGGAAGAGCUCCAACAGACUCGGAGUCGACUCUCCCGGGUUCAGGAGGAGGCUGAGAGGCAGCGGGACAGGCAGCAGAGGGAGAUCGCGUCUCUGAGAGCUGAUAAACAUCGGCUGGAGGAGAAAGUCCUAGAGCAGAGCCGACUGAACACGGAGAGGAGUCUCCUAGAUCAGGGCCAGCGGCACACCGAGGACCGGAUCAGGGCAGAGUGCGAGGACCGUCUCAGAGCGGAGUUCAGGAUAGAGAUGAACGCUGCUGUUGCUGAGAGCGAACAGAGAUGGCAGAACAGAGAGCAGGAGCUGCAGACCCAGGUAUCCGAGCUGCAGAGUCAGCUGACCGAGUUGGAGAAAAAGAAGGCGGGCCAGGGAGAUGAUUGCCACGGCAACCCCGAAAUUGACAGGCUGAGGAAGGAGGUCCAGGACACCAAGGAGAUAAACAAAAAACUGAGGGAGCUGCUGCAGGAUCCCCAAACCCAGUCUCUAACUGAGGAAAGACAGAGUCACGCCGUGGCUCUGCAGACGUUAGAGAGACAGGCGAAAGAAGAUCUGCUGUCUGAGAGGAACAGACUACAGACAAUGCACCACCUGGAGCUAG
Molecule: messenger RNA, 2308 nt
Organism: Paralichthys olivaceus (Japanese flounder)
Lineage: Eukaryota; Metazoa; Chordata; Actinopteri; Pleuronectiformes; Paralichthyidae
Source: RefSeq, a predicted model, not a curated record